Heterocephalus glaber (naked mole-rat) is the source of this 3255-nucleotide messenger RNA. The record is from RefSeq and is a predicted model, not a curated record. NCBI's taxonomy places the organism in Eukaryota, Metazoa, Chordata, Mammalia, Rodentia, Bathyergidae.
UCUUCCUCUGAGAAAUGUUUAUUCAGUUAAUCUUAAUUCCCAAGUAGACUGGGCGAAGAGACUGCUGGGAAGGUGAUUGGAUCAUGGGGAUGCUAUAUUCACCACUGAUGUUCACAGGUCUUCAAAAUCUGUUGUACAAGGAGUAAUCAAAAGCUGUAGUGGUCCGCAGCCGGAUCCCACCGCCGCCGCCGCACUAGUCUGAGCCUCAGCCGCGGAGCCCGUGGAGCCCACCGCCCCCAGGUCGGCCCUCGUUGGCGACGGCUCUGCCGGCGCCCCCGCGGAGAUCAUAAAUCAGGCAGAUAAAAAUCCCCAUCCUACCUUAGUGAUGAACCACCAGAAGGUGCCAUGAAGGACCAUCCGCAGCAGCAGCCAGGCAUGUUGUCCCGAGUGACUGGGGCUAUCUCCAGUGUCACUAAGGGAGCUGUUGGCGACACCAUUGGUGGUGUGGCUUGGAUUGGUGGAAAGAGUUUGGAGGUGACCAAAACAGCUGUUACAACUGUGCCUUCCAUGGGAAUAGGGCUGGUGAGAGGGGGCGUGUCCGCUGUGGCUGGAGGUGUCACAGCGGUGGGGUCUGCCGUUGUCAACAAAGUGCCCUUAACAGGAAAGAAGAAAGACAAGUCUGACUAACAUACGGAGAUACACUUGUUCUCCACCGCAUUAUGAUGCCAGUGGCAUUGAAUUGCUACGUCAUGGACUACAACCAAGUCACCUGUUUUGGACGCUCAUCUUCUAAACUGCUGUGUUGAAAGUAUUGAUGCCUGGCUUUCAGCUAAAGAGACCAAUGCUAGCACAGUGUAUGAAGGUUUCUCAUAGUUCAGUUCGAGCUUUUUAUCUGGUAAAAUGUUAUACUCUCUCAGUUGUAACUGAAGAUAUGGUAUGUCUGAAUAUUUCUCAUAAGUCUUUGAGUUUGACUAAAAUGUGAAAGUUGAAUUUUGUAGAUGAUCUUUACAGUUCCAUAUGUACAGUGUGCCAGGUAACUGGGCCCCUUGCCAAGGGAACCUUGGACUCCAUAAACUGUACCUUUGACGUGCCUAAUAGUUUCAGAUGUCUUAGUUUUUUAAAACGAUAGUUGUUCAAGCCAAGAGGCAUUCUUUUCCUGUUUAAGCUGGCAAAAUAGCAGGAAUUGGAGAAGUGUAAAAGUUAAAUGGUUUGAUACAAGUUAUCUUGGAUCUUUUGUUAGAUAUGCAUCCUGCUCAUUUAAUCAUUGAUGCCUUACGAGAGAAAACAUCUUUUCUAAUACCUUCAUAUGUGCAGUUCUUAGAAUUAUCUUUGGAUUCUCUUGAAGGUUGUGAAAUAGGCUUUCCCUCUUAAGAAUCUCAGGAGUGGGGUCUGUGGCUGAGACAGCGCCUAUGAACAGUUAGUCAGAUCGUGCACUCGGACCUGCCUGCAUGCUCACCAUUAAUACACCUCACAGUGCCUAAGGAAUGUCUGUCUCCUAGCUGUGUUAGAAGGUUUCCUAUUGAGGAGGAACAGAUGUUAAAGUUUCUAAGAAGUACUUAGUGCACGCAGGAUAUAAAGAGUCCUUCACACCUAUUCUUUUGGUAAAAUGUCUUAAAGUAGCAGUACGCCCUUUAAAAAAUAAAAGGGACCACAAACAUUUGAGGACUGACUUUCGAAUGAAAUGGACUCCAUAGAUCAGUUUUGAAUGAAAAUAGGUGUGCUUUUAAUGAUUUCUGUAGGCUUCUAAAAUACGUUGUCUUCUAGAGAGUCUUGUGAAGCAGCUGUACACUGUGCUGUUUUCCAGCCACUUUCCAGCAGGGAACUGGAGUUUUGAUGACGGAUGGGAAGCAUGUGGUGUCUCAGCACGCUGCCAUCAUGGCUUGUCCAUUUCCAGGAUGAUAACUUGGCCGGAAUAGUUUCUGUGCUCAGCUUCACGAGCAUGCUAACUAGUGGCAUAUGUAUUUGGCAUUCCUCUUUCACCUGAGGGUCAUAACCCAGGCUGAAGAGUCUCAGGUCUGGAGUUGUGCACAUUCUCUCCCCUCUAAGGAGGAGGCAGGCGGCCUCAGCCUGCUGUAGUUAAGUCAGGACCGUGUCUGCGGGAAUUCGGACAGAACACUCCAACACCUGAGGGGGAAAUGCUCGUUUGUAAGCCAUUAGAGUACUGCAUUAGUAAUAUGGAUUAACAGAUGGAUAAGAUGAUAACCUUUAAAAGCUUUCAUAAAGACCAACAGGGAUUUUGAGCAAAUCUACAAAAGUUCUGGAACUCUUCUGCUUAUACAAACUAAAAAAUUCAUUAAGGAGUUCAAUCAAAUGGGUCAUUUAGUUCAUGCAAUAUAUUGUUGGUUUAUUCUGGUCAAAUGUUUUAAUUAUCAAACGGGAUCUUUUUUAAAAACUCCAAAAGUAAUAGUUGAAUGCUAAAUUAUCUAAAUAAUGGUAUUGGAGAACUUGAUUCCUAUUUUGAAGAAAUUACUGCUUCCUUGCUAGUUUGUAUUUCUAACUUAUCUUCUAUAGUCAUAGGCUCUGCUGUGCUUUGUACCCGAAUUUCUUCUAAGUAUAGACUUUGGUUUACUGUAUGCUUGCCUAUUUAUAUUUCCAACUUUGCUUGUUCUUAAAAUUGCUAGAGGAAAAAUGGUUAUAAUUUCUCCUACAGACAAGCCACCUGGUACAUUUUAUCUCAUCAAGAUUGUCUGCAGCUUGAAGCUACAACUUAGUUGAGAGGGGCAGUCGGUGCAGAGGUUCUCACCAUGUGGGUGUGGCCUCAGGUGCACAUCUGGCUUCCUCUCCUAUGCCUUCCUUCCCAGGUAUGCGUGGGCCAGCAGCUGGGCUGUGAGACAGGACCCCCUCACUUCCAGAGACUGAGCCUGGAGUCGCCUGGAGGCAUCUGUUGUUCGCUUACCUUCUGAGUGGGUGUUUGUGACCCAGGACCCAUCUAAUAAUGUUGACAUUACAAAUCCUGUACUAGUGAAAUGUCAGAUGAAAUGACUGAAUACUUUCUCUGUAUUAAAGGGAUGGGCAAAGAACACAUGAAUUGUUAAUAAAGCACUAUGGUCUGUAAAAAAAAAUAAGCUGUUGUAAAUGUUUAAAUUAAAAAAACUCAUUAAAAGACACUUUGCCAAGAAUAAGGAGAUAAGUAUGUUUUAAGCAAGAGGGAAUAUUAUGAGUAUUAUGAGGGAGGUUAAUGGCAAUGUGUCUUUUAAUGUAAUAAAUUUAAAAAUUUAAGUAUCACAUUUUUUAAUCACACCUCAUUAAUCAACUGUUUACAUCAAUUUCUGUCAAAAACAUUAUGAUGUGUCCUCAUCUACCUUACUCAAUGAA